Molecule: messenger RNA, 975 nt
Organism: Drosophila miranda
Lineage: Eukaryota; Metazoa; Arthropoda; Insecta; Diptera; Drosophilidae
Product: mitochondrial intermediate peptidase-like
Exons: 2
Coding region: 1-975 (324 amino acids)
Biological process (GO): peptide metabolic process
Cellular component (GO): mitochondrion
Molecular function (GO): metalloendopeptidase activity
Source: RefSeq, a predicted model, not a curated record
AUGACGCAGAUGAACCGCAAGGAGAGCGGUCAGCACAAUGUUCUGGCCGAGAUCUGGGACACGCCGUACUUUACCACACAAUUGAAGCGACAGUCGCUUGAGGAGCAGGCCAAUGAGUUCCUCCCAUACUUCUCACUCGGCGGCUGUAUGGAGGGUCUGGACAAUCUGCUCCAAGAGCUGUACGGUGUCCGACUGGAGAACAGCGAAAUGGAGCCGGGCGUGUCCUGGCACAGCGACAUCUACAAGCUGGCCGUUGUGCAUGAGAGCGAGGGUCUGCUUGGCUACAUAUACUGCGACUUCUUCGAGCGGAGCGGCAAGCCCAACCAGGACUGCCAUUUCACAAUCCAAGGAGGAAAGCGGCUGCCCGAUGGAACCUAUCAGCUGCCCAUCGUUGUGGUUAUGCUGGGACUGGCCCAGCCCCGAUGGGCUGCACCGACUCUGCUGUCGCCGUCACGGGUGGAUAAUCUUUUCCAGGAAAUGGGCCAUGCCAUGCACUCUAUGCUGGCGCGGACCGAGUACCAGCACGUGACGGGCACUCGAUGCGCCACGGACUUUGCGGAUGUGCCGAGUGUUCUCAUGGAGUACUUCGCCAGCGACCCUCGCGUGCUGCGCACAUUCGCCCGCCACUUCCAGACGCACAAACCCAUCUCCGAGGACAUGGUGCAACGGCUGUGCGCCUCAAAGCAUCUAUUUGCUGCCAGCGAGACACAGCUCCAGGUCUUCUACUCGGCCCUGGAUCAGGAGUAUCACGGAGACAUGGCCCAAAAGGGCGGCAAUACCACGGAGACUCUUAAGGCUUCUGGAGAGAGGUACCGAGCGGAGAUUCUAGCCCAUGGAGGCGCCGUGCCCAGCAGGCAGCUGGUGGCCAACUUCCUGCAGCGCGAGAUGACUCCCAGCGUGCUGGCCAAUAGUCUGAUACACGAGAUCGACACGGACGAGACCAAGAUCAAGGAACUGAUAGUGAGCAGAAGUUAA